AUGUCAUUAACAACUAAAGUGUAUGUUUGUAAAUUUAUUCGAGGGUUUUUAUCAAGUAUUAAGAGUCAUUGGGGUUUAUUGGUAGCUGGUGAUUUAUACCAUAUUAAUGUUGAUGAUAAUGAUAAAGUUAUUUACAAGAGUAAAGAAUUUAAAUUUAAAACUGUUAAAUUCCAAUAUUCCUUUAUAUACAUUGGUGAUACAAGUUGGACUAAAGAUAUCAUAGAUUCUACUGCAACAGAUAUUGCAAACAAAUUUGUGUAUAAUAUUAAAACAUCAAAUUGCCAAGAUUAUAUCUACGAAUUAAGUCUUUCAAUAGUAACUAAAUUAAAGUUUCCAUUAAAAGCAUCCGAUUUAUUUGAUGGUUAUAUUAAUUGCACAAAAAAUAUCGGUUCAAAAUCAUCAAUUUUUUCAACCCUUUCAAUUUCAAUUUCAAUUUCAAUUUCAAUUUCAAUUUCAAUUUCAAUUUAA
Dictyostelium purpureum is the source of this 468-nucleotide messenger RNA. RefSeq lists its product as uncharacterized. The transcript is spliced from 2 exons. Lineage: Eukaryota; Evosea; Eumycetozoa; Dictyosteliales; Dictyosteliaceae. The record is from RefSeq and is a predicted model, not a curated record. The coding region runs from base 1 to 468 and encodes 155 amino acids.